AAAUGAUAAUCUCGUAACCUAAAUAUUUCUGCCUAUAAAAGCAACGGCAUUUCAGAUGCCAGUCAGGUAUCUGUUGGAUCUUCUGUGUACGAAUCUACUAACAAAUAUGAAGUUUGUUGUCUGUUUUCUGGUAGUUUUGCCUUUGGCUUUAAGUGCCCCACUCAUAGCUGAGGAGAAUGACUUUGACAAGAGAUUUAUCUUCGGUAAAGUUCAACUGCCUUCAGCUAAAGAAUUAGGACAGAAGAUCCUCAGUACGCUCGGAUCUGACACGUCAGAAGCUGCAUGUGAAGCAGCAUGUCCAACUGCCCUGAAUGCAAUAGUUCCAGGAGCAGGUUUAAUUGGAGGAUCUUUAUGUAGCCCAGCUUGUCACUGGGUACAAACACAGAUUCAGGGAUAAAUUGCAAUUACAUCUUUUGGUUGAUGUUCCAAAAUAAAAUUUAAAAAAACA
Mercenaria mercenaria is the source of this 448-nucleotide messenger RNA. RefSeq lists its product as uncharacterized. Lineage: Eukaryota; Metazoa; Mollusca; Bivalvia; Venerida; Veneridae. The transcript is spliced from 4 exons. The record is from RefSeq and is a predicted model, not a curated record. Bases 56 to 397 code for a protein of 113 amino acids.